Melanotaenia boesemani (Boeseman's rainbowfish) is the source of this 2571-nucleotide messenger RNA. RefSeq names its product mono-ADP ribosylhydrolase 2 (gene macrod2). Gene Ontology annotation, biological process: purine nucleoside metabolic process; DNA damage response; peptidyl-glutamate ADP-deribosylation. Bases 176 to 1432 code for a protein of 418 amino acids. The record is from RefSeq and is a predicted model, not a curated record. Gene Ontology annotation, molecular function: ADP-ribosylglutamate-[protein] hydrolase activity. The transcript is spliced from 18 exons. Lineage: Eukaryota; Metazoa; Chordata; Actinopteri; Atheriniformes; Melanotaeniidae. Gene Ontology annotation, cellular component: nucleoplasm.
AGGUUGAGCCGACUGAGUUCCAUAGAAAUUUUGACAGCUUCACAGGUGAGACAACCGUCCAGAGGCUGUUUCACUUUACGUUUCUGUUUCUUUUUCCCCCGAACCCCCAUUCACUGUGAGCCUGGGGUUGCCACAGUCAAAAAACAACCAUUCGAAGUCUAAUCACUCCGGCAGCAUGAGCAAAAAGAAAAAGGACUGGAAGACUGAAAAAGAGAGACUGCUCCGUCUGGACCGGGAGGAGAGGCGCAAAGAUUAUCGUCGUCAAGAUUUUAUACCUCUGGACAAGAUUUCAACCUGGAGAGAGGAAAAUAUUUCCAAUGACAGGGGAGAGGAGGAGGAGCUGACAGGUGGAGGAUGGCUGAGUGACAAAGUAUCUCUCUACAAAGGGGACAUUACUGUCUUGGAAGUGGACGCCAUAGUAAAUGCUGCAAACUCAAGUCUUCUAGGAGGAGGGGGAGUUGAUGGCUGCAUACACAAAGCGGCAGGGUCCUGUCUGUAUGAUGAGUGUUACUCACUAAAUGGCUGUGAAACCGGCAAAGCCAAGAUCACCUGCGGCUAUGAUCUCCCUGCAAGAUAUGUGAUCCACACUGUCGGCCCAGUGGCCAGAGGUCAUGUAGGUCCUUCAGAGAAGUGUGACCUUACCUCCUGCUACCAGAACUCCCUCGAUCUGAUGACGGAGCAUGGCUUGACCUCUGUGGCCUUCCCAUGUAUUUCCACAGGCAUCUACGGCUUCCCCAAUGAGCCUGCAGCUGAUAUUGCUCUGAGCACGGUGAAGAACUGGAUCGAAAAAAAUCCUGAUAAGAUCACUCGGGUCAUUUUCUGUGUCUUCCUUGAGACUGAUUUUGGAAUCUACAAGAAGAAAAUGUCAGUCAUUUUUCAAGAUAACACGCCACCAUCAACAAAAUCUACAACCAAGGAAGAAAUUGAGGACAGUAACAGAGGUAAAGAGGAAACUGGUGAUGAAGAGGGGUGUGAUAAUGAUGUGGAGCUAAAUGAAGAUGUGGAGAUGGCAAGUCAAACCCCAGAUGAAAAUCUACCUAACGUGGAGCCAAAUCAAGAGCAAUGUGAUGAUGAACAUGAAAACCAAGACAAAGCAGAAGAUCUAGGCACUGAUAACGAGAAUGACAACAGUGAAGAAAAAGGCAUCGACAACAAUAAUGAUGAAGACAAAGACGAAGAGAAAUCUGCUGCAAAGAAAGAAGAUGACAACACAGCCAAGCCCACUGUGGAGAUGGAAGAUUUAUCUGAGAUCAACAAUGACACCAGCAAUGGAGAGGAGAUAAAAGAUGAUGUUGAGGGCUCCCAAGAAACUGACACCGUUCCACCCAAAGGAGCAGGCGGCAGGCAGGCAGUUUGUACCUGCUCCUCCAGGGCCAAAAGCAUUUGUAAAUCUACUCUUCCCAUUGCAGACCCUGCCGAGAAGAAAGAAUGACUAACCAAGAGGAAACACUUCAACCUCAUCUGACAGCCAGCAAACUGUGCGAAGGCCAACCACACCGUGUCAGAAUGGCCCAUGUCAGUGUGGGCUCUGACACUGGCCCAGGACAACCAGUUACUCACAUCAUGCUCACAUCUCCAACUUUACUUAGCCCCACUUUGUUAGGAAACCAUUCAUUCCUGAAGUAUGUAUGUACUGUAUGUAUAUGUAUGUACAAAACCUUACUAUAGGACUUGAACAUAUCAGCCAGAAAAGAUGAGCCAUACCUCACUGUGUGUUAGUCAUUCAUCAUUUUGCCAGCAGGGUGCAAUGAAACAAACCAGGUUCAAGUCUCUUUAUUUGAAAAAAAAACCCACUGUGAGAGCAUGAUCAAGCUGUCAGAGGACAACAGCCACAGCUUCUACAUUUUGGAACUCCAGACUGGAUGACGUUUAACAUCGACCAUCCUUCAGUCAUUAAAGCUCAAACACCACUACAGUCAUAGCAGCAUUAAACAGUUCAGUAUACUGCAUUUUUAAAGCUUUUUGGAGAACCACUCAUUAACACCUUCCCUGUGUCCUCGCACACUGCUGCAAUGCCAAGUCAAAGCAGCCAAUAGCUGUAAGGCAGUGUGUCACAGAUCACACCUAAACAAGGAUGCGAGUGUCUCUUGAUAAAUCGAUCAGUUCUUUUCUUUCUAUUUUCAGUGCAUGCCAGAAAAUUGCUUUGAGUUUCACCAACAUAAACAAGAACUGCAGUAUUCUUCGCUUUUGCUUGUUUCCCUUUCCAGAUUGUCUAUAAUUUUAUGGAAGGAAUCUGCCUUAUUUCAUAUCAAAAAAACAAAUUCACAAUCACAGACCUGAGGAGGCUGUCGUAGUAUGAACUCUUGGUUGUGUGUUGCUUGCAGAUGAUUUGUAUUUUUAGGUACAUCAUGUUAUGGCUAAUAUCUGUUGUUAAUCAUUUCUUGGGUUUUCCUUGGUUGAUUUUAAAAAUUGUUUUGGGUUCUUUUUAACUGUUGGUUUGAUUCAUUGAUUAUUUUGAGUGGUGCCAUACUAAAGAUCAGAUGAAGUACAGGUCUAUGAAAUGAUGCCUUCAUACUUUGAUGUUUGCUUUGCUAAACUAUACUGAAACAUCUAAUAAAGUUUAAACUCAAA